This is a messenger RNA of Candidozyma haemuli, 348 nucleotides long. RefSeq names its product mRNA splicing protein. Gene Ontology annotation, biological process: spliceosomal snRNP assembly; RNA processing. The record is from RefSeq and is a predicted model, not a curated record. Gene Ontology annotation, cellular component: U1 snRNP; U5 snRNP; pICln-Sm protein complex. Gene Ontology annotation, molecular function: RNA binding. The transcript has a single exon. Lineage: Eukaryota; Fungi; Ascomycota; Pichiomycetes; Serinales; Metschnikowiaceae. The coding region runs from base 1 to 348 and encodes 115 amino acids.
AUGAAGUUGGUUCGGUUUCUUAUGAACUUGCCGCUGGCAACCAACCAACCGGUUACAGUGGAAUUGAAAAACGGAAACUCCAUAAAUGGCCAGGUGCUUUCAUGCUCGCCUACUAUGAACUUAUCCAUGAAGAACAUCAAACUUAUACAACCUCACCAGGACCCACAGCUUAUGCCAUUCAUUAAUAUCCGUGGAAACCAGAUAAGGCAAGUUUUGCUACCUGACGAUCUAAAUAUUGAGAGCUUGCUUUCGAAAAGUGCUGUCAAGACGAAAGGACCAGGUGCUGGUCCUGGCAAACAGGUUGCCAAGAAGCCCUUCAGAAGAGCAGGCGGCAAGCGUGCCUUCUAA